GUCCCUUAAUUUCUGCAGCUGCCAUGACAGAGCCAGAUUCUUCUCGAUCUAGACCACAAGGGGCCUAUGAUGUCUUUUUGAGUUUUAGAGGAGAAGAUACUCGCAAGACAUUUACAGAUCAUCUAUAUACUGCCUUAGUCCAAGCAGGAAUCCAAACUUUUCGAGAUGAUGAUGAACUUCCUAGAGGAAAAGAAAUCUCCCAACAUCUCCUCGAGGCAAUUCAAGAAUCAAAGAUAUCUAUAGUGGUCUUCUCAAAAGGAUAUGCUUCUAGAUGGUGUCUUGAUGAACUUGUGGAGAUUAUAAAGUGUAAAUAUAGGAAAACUGGUCACAUUGCUCUUCCUAUAUUCUAUGACAUUGAUCCUUCAGAUGUGAGAAAACAGACUGGCAGUUUUGCAGAAGCAUUUGUUAAGCAUGAAGAACGUUCUAAAGAGAAGGUGAAGGAGUGGAGAGAAGCUCUUGAAGAGGCAGGAAAUCUAUCUGGUUGGAAUCUCAAAGAUAUGGCAAAUGGGCAUGAAGCAAAAUUUAUCCAAGAGAUUAUCAAGGAUGUGCUGACUAAAUUGGACCCCAAGUACUUGCAUGUUCCUAAGCACCUAGUAGGUAUUGAUCCGCUUGCUCACAAUAUUUUUCACUUCCUAAGUACUGCAACAGAUGAUGUACGCAUUGUGGGCUUACAUGGGAUGCCAGGAAUAGGAAAGACGACUAUAGCAAAAGUUGUAUUUAAUCAACUCUGCUAUGACUGUGGAUAUGGAUUCGAGGGAAUCUCUUUUCUUUUGAAUGUCAAAGAAAAAUCAGAACCUAAUGAUUUGGUUCUUCUACAACAACAACUACUUCAUGAUAUUUUAAGACAAAAUACUGAGAAGAUCAAUAAUGUUGAUAGAGGAAAGGUUCUGAUUAAAGAACGACUGCGGCACAAAAGAGUUCUUGUUGUUUUUGAUGAUGUGGAUCGUCCAGACCGACUACUUGAUUUGAUGGGAGAGCCAAGGUGGUUAGGCCCUGAAAGUAGGGUGAUAAUUACAACUACAGAUGAAAGCUUACUUCUUGAAGCUGAUCAAAGAUACCAGGUUCAAGAAUUGAACCGGGGUGACUCCCUUCAGCUUUUCUGUAGGCAUGCGUUUAGGGACACCAAGCCAGCAAAAGAUUAUGUUGAGCUUUCGAAUGAUGUAGUUGAAUACUGUGGAGGACUUCCUUUAGCUCUUAAGGUUUUAGGUUCUUGUUUGUAUGGGAAAAACCAAGCUAGAUGGGAAUCUGUAAUUGACAGAUUGAGAAAAUUUCCAAACAGUGAAAUUCAGAAAAAACUUAGAAUAAGUUUUGACACACUGGAUGAAUCUACACUAAAGAAUACAUUUCUUGAUAUUGCAUGCUUCUUUAUUGGUAGAAAGAAAGAAUACGUAGCAAAAGUGCUAGAAGGACGUUAUGGUUACAAUCCAGAAGAUGAUUUCGGAACUCUCAUUGAACGGUCUCUGAUUAAAGUUGAUGAUUCUGGAACGAUAGACAUGCAUGAUCUAUUACGAGGGAUGGGAAGGGAGAUCGUUAAGGAAGAGUCACCUGAAAAUCCUGCGCAAAGGAGCAGAAUUUGGAGUCAAGAGGAUGCGUGGAUAGUACUCAAGAUGCAGAUGGGAACAGAAGUUGUAAAGGGCCUUACACUGGAUGUGAGAAGAUCAGAAGACAAAUCACUAAGCACUGGAUCAUUUACAAAAAUGAAAAAUUUAAAAUUACUCCAAAUCGAUGGAGCAGAACUCACCGGAUCUUUCGAACGGCUUUCUAAAGUGUUGACGUGGAUUUGUUGGCUUGAAUGUCCUUUGGAAUUUUUACCAUCCGACUUUUCACUGGACUACGUAGUUGUUAUUGAUAUGCAGUACAGUAACAUCAGAGAAUUAUGGAAGAAAAAAAAGAUGUUCAACAAUCUAAAAAUUCUUGAUCUCAGUUAUUCAAAGAACCUUGUUAAAACACCAAACUUGUACAGUUCAAGUCUAGAGAAAUUACUGCUUGAAGGUUGCUCAAGUUUAGUUGAGGUACAUCAAUCUAUUGGACAUUCAAAGUCUCUUGUAUGUUUGAACAUUUGGGGGUGUUCACAACUUAAGGAGCUGCCGGAGUGCAUGGGUGAUAUUGAGUCCUUCACUGAGCUUCUAGCAGAUGGAAUUAACAACGAGCAAUUUCUCUCUUCAGUUGGACAUUUAAAGUGUGUGAGGAAGUUGUCAUUGCGCGGACACUGGAAGGGGGACUGGAACUUACCAUAUCGGCCUUCACCAAAUUCUUCUUGGAUUUCAGCUUUUCGGAUAACUCCAACUUCCAUUAUUUGGAGAGUUUUGGGAAAGCUAAAACUUGAUGGUUAUGGUUUGUCUGAACGCGCAACUAAUUGUGUUGAUUUUGGAGGUUUGUCCGCUCUUGAAGAGUUGGAUCUAUCUAGAAACGAGUUCUUCAGUCUGCCUUCUGGCAUCGGCAUCCUUUCUAAGCUGCGGCUUUUGACCGUUCAGGAAUGCGGAAAUCUUGUAUCAAUCCCAGAGCUUCCCUCAAAUUUAGAAAAUUUGGAUACAUUUGGUUGCAAAUCAAUGCAAUGGGUAAGACUACCAAUCCAAGCAAAAAAAUAUCUAAGUCUGUUUCUGAUUGGUUGUCCGGAUUUAAUGGAGAUUGAAGGCAUGGAAGGUCUAAGUAAUCAUGGCUGGUUUAUUUCCUAUAUUACCAAGAACAAGUUAUCAAAUAAUUAUAAGAAAAGUCUUGCUGAGGCACUGUGCUACGGUGGUUACGCGUAUCAUAUGUUCUUCAAUCGUUGGCAUACAUUCAGCCACAGAGAUAAGUUCACUAUGAUUCCAAAUUGGUUCAGCUACUGAGGAAAAGGAAGUUCAUUAUCAUUUCAUAUACCUCCAGUUUUCCAAGGCUUGGUCGUUGGGGUUGUCUGUAAACGCUUGAUAGGUCUUAUUGGAACCCCCAAAUUGUGUAUAAAAAAUAAAAGCAACGGUAUUCAAUUGUUUGAAGCAACUGUAAUUCAAUGUGUCGGUAGAAAUUGGUUGAGAUACAUAAGUCUAAGCGAGAUGGCAAUGAAAGAAUAUUGUGAAGAUGAGGAAUUGGAACUGUGCGUGGGACUUUAUACGGGAGAAGACGCUGAAGUGUUUGAAUGUGGGAUCCAUGUGAUAGUUGAAAAGACAGAUUCAUUUGAAGGGUCAGAGUGGGAUCAUGAGUCUGAAGGUGGAAGAGAUAGAGUAAUACCUGCACCACCAUAUCUGUCUCAAUAUGCGCGUUACAAUUUCUUUGAGAUUUACGGCAAGCAAGGUCUCAGUAAUUUAUCAAAAAAUACCAAGGAUCGGCUUCUUGAGGCUUAUUUCGUUCCCUACGAUUAUUCUAUCAUUCCAAAAUGGUUCAGCUACGGUGCAGAAGGAUGUUCAUUAUCAUUUGAUAUACCUCCAGAUUUCGAAGGCUUGGUCAUUUGGGCUGUCUGUUCAGGUGGUGGGCAUCAAGAAUUCAAGGCUAUUAUAAAAAAUAAAAGCAACAGUCCGAAGUUGAAAGCGAUAGAACGAUACCUUCGCCACCAUAUCAUCUGCUUCACCAUCCCCGUCAUGGUUCAAUGAGAUUUUCUACAAGGCAGCAGUGGAAAGCUUUUUUGAUUCGGGCGUUCAGCCUAUGGAAAACCAUAGUCAUGCAAAAAUUCUUACCUGAUGAUCUCAAUUAGUCGAGGGAUUGGUUUAAGAAAACUCCCCACUUUAUGCCCACUUAGCAAUGAUAUUAUCAUCUUGUUGUGUUAAAUCACUAAUUAAAUAAAUGUAGUAUUUUUUUAAGCUAGCA
Populus trichocarpa (black cottonwood) is the source of this 3777-nucleotide messenger RNA. RefSeq names its product disease resistance protein RPV1. Gene Ontology annotation, biological process: signal transduction; defense response. Bases 24 to 2828 code for a protein of 934 amino acids. NCBI's taxonomy places the organism in Eukaryota, Viridiplantae, Streptophyta, Magnoliopsida, Malpighiales, Salicaceae. The record is from RefSeq and is a predicted model, not a curated record. Gene Ontology annotation, molecular function: ADP binding; ATP hydrolysis activity. The transcript is spliced from 7 exons.